AUGCAAACAGCCUUUAGAAGCACUCGUCAACAGAAUUUUGCCGCAAGCUAUAAGCAGCUCAUAUGGAGUACUUUUCAAUUCCAAACUUGCUCUUUUCCCUUAGCGAAAUACGCUUUGAAGGAACAAAGAUUAACUGAGGAAGAAGGCGACAAGCUAUCGGUGGUGGCUUGUACUUGUUGCCAGCUGAACAAGGAAGGAGACGAAGGCGAUAAUCCCACCGUUCGAAUUACUUAUCAGUUGAUAAUGAGUGAAAGUAGCAUAAAAAUUCACUUACGCAAGUUAUUAUUCGUUUUGACGUUUAUGCUAAUUGCAGCAUUUAGCAAUUGGAUUGCUUUGGCUUAUAUCCACGAUUUUGUUGGCAGAAAUGCUUUGCCAGACAUAGCUUUUGCAAUUAUGCCUGAAUUACUUUGGACAUUGAAAGUUGGUGAUGCAAUGGUUACACUUUGUUCUGUUUCAUUUUUUGCCUUACUUUUCCUUCAUAAAAAUCGCUUGAUUAUUAUUCAACGAACAGCUUUUAUAGUUGCCUGUUUGUAUACAAUGCGGACAAUAUCAUUAUUAUGUACACAGUUACCCUCAGGUUAUAUUGAUAACAGCGAAAGAUGUCAAGCACAAAAUAAUUAUUCGGGUCAAGACUGGAAUGUAAUGAUAUGGCGAGUUUUUUCUCAGGCAACGAAACUUGGAUUCCAGGACAUAGAUGAUAAGAUGUUAUGUGGGGAUUUAUUGUUCUCAGGUCAUACUUUAGCAAUGGUCGUUAGUUCUUUAACAGUUGCGUAUUACUUACCUAAUUCACUACGACUACUGAGGUAUAUACCAUGGAUAUCAGCAUGGAUUGGUAUGAUCUGUAUGGUUAUUAGCAGAACGCAUUAUACUGUUGAUGUUAUUUUUGCAUAUUGGUUGUCAACGGCUGUAUUUAAUCUUUAUUACUCUUUUUGCGAGAUUGACUUGACAAAUCGUAGAUCAUCGAUACUUCAUCAGCUGUGGAUGAUUCGAGUGGUUAAUUGGCUCGAAGUUGAUAUUCCAUCUGGAAGGUUCAUUUUGUUCAUUCAUUUAAAAAAAUGCAAGUGUCUUAUAAUAUACUAA
This is a messenger RNA of Thelazia callipaeda (thelaziosis nematode), 1080 nucleotides long. Lineage: Eukaryota; Metazoa; Nematoda; Chromadorea; Rhabditida; Thelaziidae. The record is from the annotation of a GenBank genome assembly.